UGAUGUUCAUGAGAAACUACCAAAUGAACACUACUUCAAUGAGGUCUGAUGUCUGACAAUAUCCUAAGCCAUGCUGAUUCACCGUAAACUGCUUAUUUCAGCUGACAGCAGCAGUAUAAGACUCACACUGGUGUGUAGCAUCAUGCAACACCAGUGCCUCACCACGCUGAGCUUUUGACCUUGCCCUGUGACCUUCUCAUUUCAUUAAAACGUGUUGACAUGUCGAACAUGCUGGAUAUCUCUUCUGCGUAAAAAGCAUGAGCAUGAAAGGAGGGCACAUUGUGACUAAGGGAAGGAGGUGUACGGUUCUAUUCGUGGUGCUUGUACCAGCUGCUUCUAGUCCUGCUGGAGACACAUGAUUUGAAAUGAUCGAUGUCUGUUGAUGUCAAUGACAGCAGGAACUGAUCCCAGAUUCUUGAAAGUUUGCUGAGGGUCCAGCAGAGGUCAGCCAUGUCGUACAUCAACACAACCGAGUUGCAGUCGCUCCUGCUCUCCUUCCUACAGCACUGCCUCAACAGCACAAAUAAACUAUCUCCACAAUUACCACAGAACUACUCCUCCCAACAGCCUGUGCACUAUGUGGCUGGAGCGAAGGCUCGCGCUCAGUCUGAGGGCAUGCUGUACAUCUUUCUCGUGGUGGGCAUGUUCAGCUUCUUCACGUUCGGCAUCAUGCUCAGCUACAUUCGCUCCAAGAAGCUGGAAAACUCUCACGAUCCGUACCACCAGUACAUCGCCCACGACUGGAGUAAGGUGAUGACUCCGUCCAGGGUCGUCGCCCAGGCUCUGCACAGGGAUGCUGCGGGUAACGGAGCCAGAAGCAAGGAGCCUAUCGUCAUCUGCAACCCUGCAACACUGCAGCACAUGUCAGACUAGAAUUGAGACGUUCAGCUAUUUAAA
Larimichthys crocea (large yellow croaker) is the source of this 897-nucleotide messenger RNA. Its product is annotated as potassium voltage-gated channel subfamily E member 1-like. The transcript has 2 exons. Gene Ontology annotation, molecular function: potassium channel regulator activity; delayed rectifier potassium channel activity; voltage-gated potassium channel activity involved in ventricular cardiac muscle cell action potential repolarization. The coding region runs from base 451 to 873 and encodes 140 amino acids. The record is from RefSeq and is a predicted model, not a curated record. Lineage: Eukaryota; Metazoa; Chordata; Actinopteri; Sciaenidae. Gene Ontology annotation, cellular component: membrane; voltage-gated potassium channel complex. Gene Ontology annotation, biological process: potassium ion export across plasma membrane; regulation of ventricular cardiac muscle cell membrane repolarization; membrane repolarization during action potential.